Messenger RNA from Belonocnema kinseyi, 847 nucleotides. It is a transcript of the gene fh, whose product is annotated as frataxin homolog, mitochondrial. Lineage: Eukaryota; Metazoa; Arthropoda; Insecta; Hymenoptera; Cynipidae. The record is from RefSeq and is a predicted model, not a curated record. Bases 82 to 690 code for a protein of 202 amino acids. The transcript is spliced from 3 exons. Gene Ontology annotation, biological process: iron incorporation into metallo-sulfur cluster; intracellular iron ion homeostasis. Gene Ontology annotation, molecular function: ferric iron binding; iron chaperone activity; ferrous iron binding. Gene Ontology annotation, cellular component: mitochondrion.
AUACGUAUAAUGUUUAUUGACAUCUCUGAAUCUAUCACGCAAGCUUUGUUUGAUCAAUAUUAAGACAAAAUAAAGUUUAUAAUGCUAAACUCAGUAGCAAGGAUUGCAAAUGGUAAUAGAAUUUUGUCAAAUUUCACGACGGCAAGUGUAAGGCGAAAAUUUAAAACGAAUAUCCUCUUUUCACAUUCAUCUUGCAUUAGAGGUUAUAUCGUGCCGAAUUUCGAUAAAUCUUUAAAGUAUUUUAAUAAUAAUACGGCGAUAUAUCAAAAAUUAACAGCCAAAUAUUCGACUGAAAUUCAAAAUCCUACGUCUUCAGAACAAGAACUUAGUGCUAUAGGAUUCGACAAAAUAUCUAAUGAAACUCUGGAGUCUCUGACAGAAUAUUUUGACGAAAUUAUAGAAAAAGCAGAGCAUUUAGAUGAUGCAGAUGUGUCUUGUGGGGAUGGAGUUUUAACAGUGAAGUUUGGAGACCUCUAUGGUACUUACGUCAUAAAUCGGCAAACUCCAAACAAACAAAUAUGGCUCUCGUCUCCGACAUCUGGACCGAAACGCUAUGAUUUCAUAAACAAUAAAUGGGUGUACAGGCAUGAUGGAAAAUCUUUACAUGAACUCUUAAACGACGAAAUUCCAACUAUUCUCAAACGUCCAGUGUCGUUUGAUAAGUGUUCAUAUAGUGGAAAAGACAAUUAAUUAAUUAAUUAAUUAAUUAAUAAUUGUUAUUAUAUCAAUCACGUUCUGAACUAGAAGUAAGAAAUCGUGUUAACAAAACUUGUACAAAUUGUAAAGCACUGUACUCAGUGGAAAAUAUGAAUGAAAGAAAAUAGAUUUGAAUUAAAUUAGUAAACUA